Messenger RNA from Miscanthus lutarioriparius, 291 nucleotides. The record is from the annotation of a GenBank genome assembly. Lineage: Eukaryota; Viridiplantae; Streptophyta; Magnoliopsida; Poales; Poaceae.
AUGCCCAUGGCGAACCCUAGUGACUCUGCAUCUGUGGUUGGCUUCGCAGAGGGUGUGGGCAUCAUCUUCGUCACCUCAGGUGUUGGAUUGUUCAUGAUGGAGCUCAAGUCAGGGCGAGUGAGGAAGGUUGACAAGCCCUGGGACUUCUCCAAUGUCCUACCCUACAUGAGCUUCUACACUCCUGGUAUUGUACUAACCCUUGCUGAUCCUUUGGCCUUCCUUGUCUUUGCAGCUUCAAUAUAUUUGCUUAGUUGGUUCUGGCUUGUGAAUGGACUACUAAUUGCAAUUUAA